CCAAAUCCUCUCUUUUACUUUGUGCCGUUCAUUCUCUUGCGUCGUUGCCUCGUUGCGUCGUUGCAUCGUUGCAUUGACGGUGCUUUGCUGUUGCUGCUGCUGCUACCCCUACCAUCUACUACACCAGUACUACUCUGCUACUACUCUACUACUCUACUACUCUACUACUCUACCACUACUAUCUACUACUAUCUACUAUCCACCAUGGACCCAGACUCUCUCCUCGCAGACCUCGCCUCCCUCCACUCUCAAAUCACCUCCCUCACAGCAUCCCUCCUCAAGCUCUCGACCGACAACGAGUCCGCCCGCAGCCAACUCGCCGCCCGCAUCCACUCCGCCCUCCGUGCCGCAGACGCCUUAGCCGAGCGCGCCGACACCCUCCUCCUCGACCCGGCUGCUUCUAAAGAUCUCUCUACCAGACUCUAUGAAUUAAAAGAGGAUCUUAAACUUGACCGCUCCGCCUACCGCAAAGCACAGCUCGCAUCCCGCAAAUCCACCCUCGCCCGCCAACGACAAGAACGCGACCUCCUCUUCUCCUCCCCCCGCUCCUCCUCCUCCUCCUCCACUCCCACCCCCUCGCAACCCCGCUCCCUGCGCGCAGCCGAAGAUGCAACCCAAUCCCUCCGCCGGACACACACCCUUCUCGAGGCCGAAAUCGCCCGCUCCUCGCUCUCCCUCGACGUCCUCGACUCCUCAAACGCCACCCUCCGCAAACUAGAGCGCCAGUACUCUGCCUUCGACGUCGUCCUCGGCGCGUCGAGAAAGGUUAUUGCUGUGCUCGAGCAGGCGGAUAAAUGGGACAGGAUAUAUAUGCUUGCUUCCCUGGCUUUCUUGCUGGUGGUUGUGACGUGGGUGCUGUGGAGGAGAGUGCUGAAGGGGCCGGUGAAGUUGAUCUUGUGGACUGCUGUUCAUGGAGGGAAGGCUGUUUCUUGGGCUAUCUCAAGGAACUCCACUGAUGAGUCUAUAUCUCCCUCUGCAUUCACAUCCGCAGACGAUCCUCUCUCUCCCUCUCUCUCUCCAUCUCCUACUCCCCUUCGCGAUGAACUGUAACUACUCUAACAACAACGGCUACAUCAUAUUAUAUACUGAGCAAUCAGCAAUGACAGAUACUCAUGACAGCCACAGAUAAGUAAAAGAAGAAGACAAUUGAUUGAAUAAUCACUAUAUAUACAUAAACAUCUCACCAGAAAACUCCAACAUUAGAAGAUAGAAGAGAAAUUGAUUGCUUUUAUACUACUCGUAGCACUACCUUACUCCUCCUUGGGGAGCGAAGU
Messenger RNA from Myxozyma melibiosi, 1274 nucleotides. RefSeq names its product Sec20-domain-containing protein. Gene Ontology annotation, cellular component: SNARE complex; endoplasmic reticulum. Gene Ontology annotation, molecular function: SNAP receptor activity. The record is from RefSeq and is a predicted model, not a curated record. The transcript has 3 exons. Lineage: Eukaryota; Fungi; Ascomycota; Lipomycetes; Lipomycetales; Lipomycetaceae. Bases 205 to 1050 code for a protein of 281 amino acids. Gene Ontology annotation, biological process: retrograde vesicle-mediated transport, Golgi to endoplasmic reticulum.